This is a messenger RNA of Penicillium bovifimosum, 2400 nucleotides long. RefSeq names its product pseudouridine-5'-phosphate glycosidase/carbohydrate kinase family protein. The transcript has 7 exons. Gene Ontology annotation, molecular function: pseudouridylate synthase activity. Lineage: Eukaryota; Fungi; Ascomycota; Eurotiomycetes; Eurotiales; Aspergillaceae. The coding region runs from base 1 to 2400 and encodes 799 amino acids. The record is from RefSeq and is a predicted model, not a curated record.
AUGUUGUCACACACUAUGUUCGCCUCCCGAGCUGCCCUAAGGUCUGGCUUGAGGGGAGCUCAGCUGUCAUCCGCUCGCCGUUACCAUGGCCUUGCUCAGAGCAAGUUCUUCAAAGUAUCAGAAGAAGUGCGUGAUGCAGUUGCUACAGGGAAGCCAGUCGUCUCACUUGAGACAACCAUCUAUACCCACGGUUUCCCAUACCCCGAUAACAUUGCUCUCGCCGCACUGCUAGAGUCUGUUGUAAGAGCCAACGGUGGUGUCCCUGCUACUAUAGGGAUUGUGAAUGGUGUGGCCAAGGUUGGUCUAAGUACCGAAGAGCUUGUCGAGCUGGCCUCGACAGCUGAGAAGAAGAGCGCUUUGAAAGUGUCUCGUCGGGACCUUGGAUACAUAUGUGGCAUGGGCUUGGUUGGGAAGCCAAUGCAUGGCGGAACCACAAUUUCCGGCACUAUGAUUCUCUCAGAACUAGCUGGUAUCAAGAUAUUUGGUACCGGUGGACUCGGUGGUGUGCAUCGUGGAGGAGAAAACUCGAUGGACAUCUCUGCUGACCUUACUGAACUCGGGCGUACCCCUGUGACGGUCAUUAGCUCUGGGUGCAAGAGCUUCUUGGAUAUUCCGCGGACCCUUGAAUACCUCGAGACGGAAGGUGUAUGUGUGGGCACCUUCGCUGAUGGCCGGGAUGGCCCCGUCGACUUCCCCGCUUUCUUUACACGGGAAAGUGGCAUUCGCAGCCCCCGAGUCAUUCAAAAUGAAGCCGAAGCCGCAGCCAUAGUUUAUGCGCAAUCAAAGCUUCCUGUAUCCUCUGGUAUCCACUUCGCCAACCCUGUUCCCUUGGAGUACUCCGUCCCCAAAGAUGAGAUGGAUAGCGUGAUUGAAGAGGCCGUCCGCCUUUCCCAUGUAGAGGGUUUCCACGGCAGUGACAACACGCCGUUUGUGCUUGCUAAGAUCAAGGAACUGAGUGGCGGAAAGAGCGUAAUCGCCAACCGGGCUCUGAUUGAGUCGAAUGUCAAGCGGGCAACCCUAGUAGCUGUGGAACUUGCCAAGCUUGAACAGGCUGAUCUUGGAACCGGCUCUCGACACAUGCCAGCAAUCCCGGAUGUAGCUUCGUUAAGUCAAGCCGCCUCGCAAGUCCAAGAUACCCCAGAGCCAGCCACUACAGAGGAGCCCAUCACACCACCACCAAAAGCAGAUAUCGUGGUCGCCGGCUCUCUAGCCAUCGAUCUCUCCUGCGACUUCACCCCCUUCGGAUCCGAACUCACACAGGUCGCACCAAUACCACAUACCUCCAACCCAGCCGUGAUCGGCCAAAGCCUAGGCGGCGUCGGCCACAACGUCGCCGUGGCCGCCAGCUACAUCGGCAGCUCCGUCCUCUUCUGCAGCGUUGUCGCCGACGAUCUAAGCGGCCUUGCGGCACUCUCAGCCCUCGAAAAAGAAGGCCUCAGCACAGCCGGCAUCCAAGUCCUACCAGCAACACCAGGCACGCGCACCGCCCAAUACAUCGCGAUAAACGACAUCAAGAAAGACCUGGUAGUAGCCAUGGCCGACAUGGGCAUCGUCGAGCUCCCAGAAUCCCACCUCAACUUCGCCGACUUCUGGGACCCCCUCCUCUCCCAAACAAAACCCAAAUGGCUCGUCAUCGACGCCAACUGGCGCCCAGAGAUAAUCGCCAAAUGGGCCACCUUAGCACGCAUCCACGGCGCCCGCGUAGCUUUCGAGCCCGUCUCAGUCGCCAAAUCCCGCCGUCUCUUCGGCAGCGAUUCUCACAGCACCGGCGCAACAAUCACCCAGGAUAACACCGUGCCGAAUAACGCUAUCAGUCUCGCCUGUCCGAACCGUCUCGAGCUGUCGGCUAUGUUCGCUGCCGCGCGGGAAUCGCUUCUCUUCGAGUCGCCGGGUUGGUGGGAAAUUAUCAACUCGAUGAAUCUUUCCCCGACGGGUUCCCGCGAGCGUCUGAUCUCCAUGACGUCGCUGGCGCUCGUUGAUGAGGGUCUGCCGCAGCAGACUGUUCAGCUCUUACCGUUCAUCCCCUGUAUCGUGACUAAGUUGGGUGCCGCCGGGGCUCUUCUCACUCAGCUUCUGCCGCCUGGGGAUCCGCGUCUGACGGAUAAGGCGUCGGCGAAGUACAUUCUUGCCCGUGCGCCGAUUGAUUCUGGUGUGCCUUUUGGUGGUGUGUACAUGCGUCUCUUUGCGCCUGGCACUGCUAUGGCUGCGGAUGAUAUCGUCAGUGUCAAUGGGGCGGGUGAUACGCUGCUCGGCGUUUUGGUGGCGGGCUUGGCUAAGGAUUCUUCUGUGCGCGUUGAGGAUAUCAUUCCUAUUGCACAGGAGGCGAGCCGGAAAACACUGGCUAGCGCUGGGGGUGUGAGUAAGGGGCUUGUUGAGAUGCGGGGCUCAUUAGGGCUUUGA